AUGCUGAAGAUGGGAUUCGUACACAUUAGCAAGAGAUUCAACUCUUCUACUGCGUUUACAAAGGAAUAUUUAAACCAGUUGCUCAAGCGUGUUGAUGCUGCUACUACACGGGAAAGACCAAAUAAACCAAAGCCACUUACACGUAUCAAAAAUAAUAGAGAAAAUACUCCAAAGAGAUAUACCAGAGCCCCUGGAUCUUUUAAACGUCCGAAUUUAAUUAACAAUGUAAGUGGCAACCCAAUAGAAGGGCCUGUUAAGCGUAAAACACAGCGGUCGUAUAAUGGAUAUUCUGAGGUCGUAAACAGCAAAGCACCUAGAACCGCUAGUACUCAUGCCAAGUCUAGAUUAUCAGUUUCUAGUGAUAACAAGAAAAAGAACACUGCAUCCAAGAAGAUUCCGGGUAUUUCUAUUAGUAAAAUAGCGCCCAAGCGUAAAAGCCUACCUGAUGCGAGUGCGACUACCUACUGUCCGGAAACCCCUACUGUUCUAUCGCUUUUGAAGUAUCGUGCAAAUUGGAACGGUACCAGUCAUUCGAAGUUGAUCUCUUUUGGUAUUGAAACUUUGAAAGAAUCGAAUUUCCCCCUGAACAGUGAGUUCAAUAACGGCGUUGAUUCUAAGACUGGAGGAAAUACAGUGAACGCUAGGAAGCUCCUUGAGUCAGAAGAAGAUGGGUUGGUUUUAAAAGCCGAACCUUUGACCAAUGAAAUCACUGUAACACCCGACCUGGAGCAAUUGUCUUCUUCCGUUAUUGGAUCAUACCAGGAACUAAAAGCUCUUCAGAGUUCAGAUUUUGUUAAAAUUUCAAAAUCAGAGGCCAAGCGCAAUGAACUAUUAUCUAAUAGCGAGGUGGUUAGACUGAGCUUAGGGAAAUUGAACUUGGAGCCAUCUAAAAAACAGCUCAUGUUGGAUGUAUGUAGCGGUUUGAAACCGGUAGCGGAACUUUACAACUGA
This is a messenger RNA of Eremothecium sinecaudum, 951 nucleotides long. RefSeq names its product mitochondrial 37S ribosomal protein mS46 RSM28 (gene RSM28). The coding region runs from base 1 to 951 and encodes 316 amino acids. The transcript has a single exon. NCBI's taxonomy places the organism in Eukaryota, Fungi, Ascomycota, Saccharomycetes, Saccharomycetales, Saccharomycetaceae. The record is from RefSeq and is a predicted model, not a curated record.